This is a messenger RNA of Jatropha curcas, 3821 nucleotides long. RefSeq names its product ETO1-like 1 (gene EOL1). Gene Ontology annotation, molecular function: protein binding. NCBI's taxonomy places the organism in Eukaryota, Viridiplantae, Streptophyta, Magnoliopsida, Malpighiales, Euphorbiaceae. Gene Ontology annotation, biological process: negative regulation of ethylene-activated signaling pathway. The record is from RefSeq and is a predicted model, not a curated record.
UUUGUUCAUCUCUUCAUUGUGCAAACAAACACUGCCUCCAAAUCUUUCCUUCUUCUCCAACGGGAGAAAAGUGGGGGAGAGAGAAAGACAAAAGCAAGAAAGAAAAAAGAAAAAAGAAAAAAACUUUCCCUUUUACCAAACAAAAGAAAGUUAACAAAAGUUAGAAUUCAAUUUUAUUCUUUGGAUUCCGUCGCUUUGAUUUCGCGUGCUUCUGCAAGCUCCAGCCCGUAAUCUGUGAUUUACUGAUUUCCAUCUUCAAAUUCGAAGUCACAACUCUACUGGGUCUCUCGUCUUUGUCUCUGUCAGUCUAUAAUCUUUAUCUAUUGAUUGUUUAUGGUGCCUUUGGGGUUUUGUUAUGAGUCGAUUGGGUGGGUUAUAAUGUGGAUUUGAUUGCCCUUUUAGUAGAGAUCUUACGUACUGGGUGUUUGGUUUUUUCUGGUUGUAUUUGCUAUAUGUUUUGUGGAAGGAGACUGAUGAUGUAUUUUAUUAUGUUAGAAAAUAUCACUUCUGGAUAUUCAUUUGUGUGAAUUAGAACUAAAUCAAGACAUCUGCAAGGCCAGUGGUGAUUGCCACAGAAAAGAAAUCAGCUUUUUUAAUUAUGAGUAAUAAUUACCUGUAAAGGGGGUUCAAUUUGAUUUGUGUGGAACUUACGGAGUGAUAUUGUAUCCAUUAGCUGUUUGUAUUGUUUUUUUAGGUGUAUUUUUCUGAUUCUUUAGAAAAAAUUUACGUUAGAGUUUUUGUUUUUGUGGGUUUGAGAUAUCUCUUUUGGCCGAGGGUAGUCAUUUGUGAACACAAGCAACUUAUUGCUCUUUUUAUUUCCAUUUUUGACUCCCAAAUUUUGUUGUGUUUUGAAUUCUGGGGAGGAAGGGUGAGGGGGAGAGAGGGAAAGCAAGUGAAGAAAAAACGCAUCUGGCUACUGUGGAGAUCUGGGAUUUGUUUCAUCUCUUAUGCCCAAUGAGGACUUUCUUCCCAUCCGAGUCAUGUAAAGAGUCACAAAUCAAUGCUUUAAAUCCACAGUCAUGGCUUCAAGUUGAAAGAGGGAAACUCUCUAAAGUUACUUCUUGCUCUUCUUCAUCCAUAGAAUCACUUAUCAAGGUCCCUGAACCUCCAGUCUUGCCAUUCUUUAAACCUGUUGAUUAUGUAGAAGUUUUAGCUCAGAUUCAUGAAGAACUUGAAUCAUGUCCUCCACAAGAGAGGUCAAAUCUCUAUUUAUUACAAUUUCAGGUCUUUAGGGGCCUUGGCGAAGUCAAAUUGAUGCGGAGAAGCCUCUGCUCAGCAUGGCAGAAGUCCAGCACUGUGCAUGAGAAGCUUGUAUUUGGGGCUUGGUUGAAGUAUGAAAAGCAGGGAGAGGAGCUUAUUGCUGACUUGCUUGCCACUUGUGGUAAAUGUGCACAAGAGUUUGGACCAAUUGAUAUUGUAUACCAGCUUCAUGCUGAUAUCAGUUCAAGUUCCCAUGAGACUGUUUUGAUGAAUGCAGAAUGUAAUUUGAGAAAUGUCAUUUUUAGAAUUGGAGAUGAGAAAAUUGUUUGUGAUAGGAAGAAAAUUGCAGGCCUUUCAGCUCCAUUCCAUGCUAUGCUUAAUGGAUGUUUCUCGGAAUCUUUUUGUGAAAACAUAGAUUUCUCGGAGAAUAACAUAUCUCCUAUGGGUUUUAAGGCAAUCACCGACUUCAGUGUAACUGGCAGUUUAAAUGAAGUUUCUCCAGAUGUUUUAUUAGAAAUAUUGAUUUUUGCAAAUAAGUUUUGUUGCGAAAAGCUAAAAGAUGCCUGUGAUAGGAAGCUUGCAUCUUUGGUUUCCUGUAGAGAAGACGCCGUAGAACUCAUGGAAUGUGCUCUUCAAGAGAGCUCGCCCGUCCUUGCUGCAUCAUGUUUGCAAGUUUUCUUGCUUGAACUGCCUGAUUGCUUGAAUGAUGAUCGGGUGGUGAAAAUAUUUAGCCAUGCUGAUAAGCAAGAGAGAACAGUUAUGGUUGGGGCAGCCUCAUUUUCACUAUACUGUUUAUUAAGUGAAGUUGCAAUGAACCUUGAUCCUCAAUCCGAUAAAACGGCUAGUUUCCUAGAACGGUUGGUGGAGUCAGCUGAAAGUAACCGGCAGAAAAUGUUGGCUUUUCAUCAGUUGGGUUGUGUGAGACUUUUGAGGAAAGAGGAUGAUGAAGCUGAACGUCUUUUUGAGGCAGCUUUUAAUGCUGGUCACAAGUACUCUGUAUCAGGUUUGGCUAGACUGGGUUACAUUAGGGGUCAUCGGCUUUGGGCUUAUGACAAACUCAGCUCUAUGAUAUCCUCUGUUACCCCGCUGGGAUGGAUGUAUCAGGAAAGGUCCUUAUGUUGUGAAGGCAAUAACAAAUUCGAGGAUCUUGAGAAAGCAACUGAAUUGGACCCAACUCUUACUUAUCCCUAUAUGUACCGUGCGGCUUCUUUGAUGAGGAGGCAGAAUGUACAAGCUGCACUAGCAGAGAUCAACAGGGUUCUUGGGUUCAAACUAGCAUUGGAAUGCUUGGAACUGCGAUUUUGUUUCUAUUUAGCUCUUGAAGAUUAUCAAGCAGCCCUUUGUGAUGUUCAGGCAAUUCUCACUCUCUCCCCAGAUUAUAGAAUGUUUGAGGGACGGGUGGCAGCCUACCAACUUCGAACUCUUGUGCGUGAGCAUGUUGGGAAUUGGACAACAGCUGAUUGUUGGAUGCAAUUGUAUGAGAGGUGGUCUUCUGUUGAUGAUAUAGGGUCCCUCUCUGUCAUAUACCAAAUGCUUGAAUCUGAUGCUCCAAAAGGCGUUCUAUAUUUCAGACAGUCUCUCCUUCUUCUUAGGUUAAAUUGUCCUGAGGCUGCCAUGCAAAGCUUACAAUUAGCUCGGCAACAUGCAUCAACUGAACACGAACGUCUAGUUUAUGAGGGAUGGAUCUUGUAUGAUACUGGUCAUUGUGAGGAGGGGCUUCGAAAAGCUGAAGAGUCUAUCAUAAUUAAUAGGUCUUUUGAGGCCUUCUUUCUUAAAGCCUAUGCACUGGCUGACUCUAGCCAGGAUCCUUCUUGUUCUGUAACUGUUGUUUCACUACUUGAAGAUGCUUUGAAGUGUCCUUCAGAUAGACUGCGCAAAGGCCAGGCACUUAACAAUCUUGGAAGUGUCUAUGUUGACUGUGGGAAAUUAGACUUGGCAGCUGAUUGCUACAUAAAUGCCCUUAAAAUCAGGCACACUAGAGCACAUCAGGGCCUUGCUCGAGUCUAUUUUCUCAGAAAUGAUAGGAUUGCUGCAUACGAGGAAAUGACCAAAUUGAUUGAGAAGGCUCGAAACAAUGCGUCUGCUUAUGAGAAGAGGUCUGAGUACUGUGAUCGUGAACUCACAAAAGCGGACCUAGAGAUGGUCACAAAAUUAGAUCCACUCCGAGUGUACCCUUACAGAUAUCGAGCUGCAGUAUUGAUGGACAGCCACAAGGAGAAGGAAGCCAUUGCAGAACUAUCAAAAGCAAUUGUAUUCAAACCAGACCUUCACCUACUGCAUUUGAGGGCUGCUUUCUAUGAGCAUAUUGGCGAUGUCUCGGCCGCCCAACGCGACUGUCGAGCUGCUCUAUCUUUCGAUCCGAACCAUCAAGAAAUGUUGGAACUUCACAGCCGUGUAAACAGCCAUGAGCCUUGAAAACUAUAUAUGGCUUCAUUGGCAUGCCAUAGAAAUACUGCCCCACCCUGUACACUAUUCGUUUCCUCCCUCACUUUUUGUAAUUUAUGGCUUUUCCAUUUUUGUAAAAUUUAAUUUAAUUAAUGUGAAAGAAUUUGGCUACCAACACAAAAAUAUGCAAAAGAAUGUCUUUGAAGGUGCAAUUAUCUUUAUCUAUUUUUAUACCA